Cyclospora cayetanensis is the source of this 1650-nucleotide messenger RNA. Its product is annotated as branched-chain-amino-acid aminotransferase. The transcript is spliced from 8 exons. Lineage: Eukaryota; Apicomplexa; Conoidasida; Eucoccidiorida; Eimeriidae. Gene Ontology annotation, biological process: L-valine biosynthetic process; L-leucine biosynthetic process. Gene Ontology annotation, cellular component: mitochondrion. The record is from RefSeq and is a predicted model, not a curated record. Gene Ontology annotation, molecular function: branched-chain-amino-acid:2-oxoglutarate transaminase activity. Bases 1 to 1650 code for a protein of 549 amino acids.
AUGCAGAAAGGUGUUUACGGAAAAGACGCAGAAUGGCUCCAAGACACAGAGAGAGGCGAAAUGGCGAGCUUCGAAGCGGCGCAGCCGAAAGCUGUCGAGACAGGGGGGCACAUGUGCGGGCUUGUAGGUGGGCUUGAGGCGCGAAUGCGAAUGGUUGAGGCUUUGGAGCGUGUGGUGUGGCAUGUGAUUUGCAAAAAGGUGCUUUUUAAGAAUUGCAGUGCAGAAUAUUGGAGCUUGCAUGGGCGUGCUUGCCUACUAGUCCACCGACAGCACCCCAAGGCACUGGCGCCGUUCCCCUUCCCACACUCGAACCGUUUUUUCGAAGCAGUCGAAGGGGCAAGCCGUUUGCAGCCUUUCUCCUUGCAGCAGCUCUCGAUUGAGCCGAGAAUCGGGGAUAGACCCCCCGUGCCUCCGACAAAGGGCUUAGGCUUCGCCUCGACGUACUCCAGCAUGAUGUGCGAGGCAGACUGGUCAGAUCAGACGGGCUGGCUGCCUCCCAAGAUUCUGCCCCUGCGCGAGCUGGCGCUACAUCCGGGGAGCACUGCUCUACACUACGGCAUUUCUUGUUUGGAAGGCCUAAAGGCCAGCAAGAGCAGGGAAGGCAGACUGCUGCUCUUUCGCCCCGAGGAUCACAUCCAGCGAUUCAUCCUCUCCGCAGAAAGACUGGCGCUGCCAACAGUCGAAUCCAAACCCUUCCUCGAACUGCUCAAGCGCUUUGUUCAAAUCGAAGAGGCGUACGUUCCCGCAGAAAGGGGGUGCUCGCUCUAUUUGAGGCCUCUGCUCUUUUCCACAUACACAACUCUGGGUGUAUAUCCAGCACGUGCAGCGAAGCUCAUUGUUCUUGGAUGCCCAAGUGGCGCGUAUUUUGGUGAGAAAGGCGGGAGAGAAAGGGGAAAGGGGGGGGAGCAGGAGCAGCGAUCACAGAUGCUGGGAACCUGGGGUGUCUUUGUAAAAAUUGAUGCAGCACCCUCCAUCAAACUGCAUGUGGAAACUGAAUUUGUGCGUUCUUGGCCUGGAAGCUGUGGAGCCUACAAGGUAGCAAGCAACUACGCUCCCACCCUCAAGCCUUGCAGAGACAAACUGUCUCUAGGGUGUAGUCAGCUUUUGUGGACGUUUCCUGAAGGAGGCGACUUUUUGCUGACGGAGGCAGGCGCGAUGUCUCUGUUUGUGCUGUGGGUGAACGAGAGGGGAGAGGAGGAGCUGGCGACUCCCGCUUUGGGGAGAGAUCUUGUGCUUCCAGGCAUUACAAGGCAGACAGUGUUGGACGUUGCUACUGCUAUACGGCCGCAAAUCAAAGUGGCGGAGCGUGACGUGCGGAUGAAGAAGGAUCUCAUUCCAGCGUUCAAAGAAGGCCGCGUGCGGGAAAUCUUCUGCACAGGCACAGGAGCACUGGUGGUUCCCGUGGAGGGGUUGCAUUUUCAGGGAACCACUAGUAGUAGUAGCACUAGUAGCAGCAGUAGUAGCAGCAGCAGUAGUAGUAGUAGUAGCACUAGUAGCAGUAGUAGUAGCACUAGUAGCAGCACCGUAGACUGUACACCCGGCACCAUUACUGCCGCGUGUGCAACAGAGAGCCACUGCAAACCUGCCUUGCCCGUCACAAGUUCACGGCCAGUGUCUCCAUUCGCAGCAGCUACCCUUGAAAUAAAUUAA